Esox lucius (northern pike) is the source of this 1131-nucleotide messenger RNA. RefSeq names its product mucin-5AC-like. NCBI's taxonomy places the organism in Eukaryota, Metazoa, Chordata, Actinopteri, Esociformes, Esocidae. The coding region runs from base 12 to 1094 and encodes 360 amino acids. The transcript is spliced from 2 exons. The record is from RefSeq and is a predicted model, not a curated record.
ACCACCUCAACAUGGUCUGUCACACACAUGGUCAGUACCACCUCAACAUGGUCUGUCACACACAUGGUCAGUACCACCUCAACAUGGUCUGUCACACACAUGGUCAGUACCACCUCAACAUGGUCUGUCACACACAUGGUCAGUACCACCUCAACAUGGUCUGUCACACACAUGGUCAGUACCACCUCAACAUGGUCUGUCACACACAUGGUCAGUACCACCUCAACAUGGUCUGUCACACACAUGGUCAGUACCACCUCAACAUGGUCUGUCACACACAUGGUCAGUACCACCUCAACAUGGUCUGUCACACACAUGGUCAGUACCACCUCAACAUGGUCUGUCACACACAUGGUCAGUACCACCUCAACAUGGUCUGUCACACACAUGGUCAGUACCACCUCAACAUGGUCUGUCACACACAUGGUCAGUACCACCUCAACAUGGUCUGUCACACACAUGGUCAGUACCACAACUGCAACACCUCCGCAACACGUUCUGUCAGGCAUACGGUCAGUACCACAACUGCAACACGGUCUGUCAGGCAUACGGUCAGUACUACAACUGCAUCACGGUCUGUCAGGCAUACGGUCAGUACCACAACUGCAUCACGGUCUGUCAGGCAUACGGUCAGUACCACAACUGCAUCACGGUCUGUCAGGCAUACGGUCAGUACCACAACUGCAUCACGGUCUGUCAGGCAUACGGUCAGUACCACAACUGCAUCACGGUCUGUCAGGCAUACGGUCAGUACCACAACUGCAUCACGGUCUGUCAGGCAUACGGUCAGUACCACAACUGCAUCACGGUCUGUCAGGCAUACGGUCAGUACCACAACUGCAUCACGGUCUGUCAGGCAUACGGUCAGUACCACAACUGCAUCACGGUCUGUCAGGCAUACGGUCAGUACCACAACUGCAUCACGGUCUGUCAGGCAUACGGUCAGUACCACAACACCACCGCUAAGGUCUGUCACACACAUGGUCAGUACCACAACUGCAACACCUCCGCAACAUGGUCUGUCAGGCAUACGGUCAGAAACACAACACCACCGCAACUGCAACACAAUCUGUCAUGGCACAACUUCAAUAUAACUCCUAUAUAACUGCUGUACAACACAAGGCUGGUUGG